This is a messenger RNA of Fusarium redolens, 2456 nucleotides long. RefSeq lists its product as uncharacterized. Gene Ontology annotation, cellular component: cytoplasm. NCBI's taxonomy places the organism in Eukaryota, Fungi, Ascomycota, Sordariomycetes, Hypocreales, Nectriaceae. The transcript has 3 exons. The coding region runs from base 424 to 2049 and encodes 541 amino acids. Gene Ontology annotation, biological process: phospholipid biosynthetic process; inositol biosynthetic process. Gene Ontology annotation, molecular function: inositol-3-phosphate synthase activity. The record is from RefSeq and is a predicted model, not a curated record.
GAGUCUGCCAUAUUUGAACCCUCCCCAUUCCCGAACAACACUUCAUUUCUCUCUCUUUUCCUUCACCAACAAACUUCGUCAACUUACAAUCAGCUAAAUAACGUUUCCAAACCUUUAAAAACACUUAUUUCUUACCAAAAUCUCUCACUCUUGACAUCUCUCUGCCCCGCUACCCCGCCAUCAACAACACCCCUCCAAAUAAUAUUAUCAUAAAGACCAAGGCCUUGACCCUUGGUCACUCCAGUCGUCAAGACGUUUUCCAAUCUCCUUAACUCGACGCACCACCCGUUCGCAGGAGCCCGCUGCUCAGCCGAUUCCGGAGGCUCAGCGGACUCGACCUUUGAACAGUAAAGGUCAAAUCACAAAUAGAACCCGUCCAAUCUCAAUCAAUUUGCAAAUUUCCACGUAAAGCCACUAUUCAUCAUGGCUCCUCACGCGGAAGUCGGCACGGGCUCCUCGAACGGGGCGGUCUACAACGGCCGAGGUUCCUCAGCUACCCAGGACCUCUUUACCGUCAACUCCCCCAACGUCACCUACACUGAUGCGGAAAUUCGUUCUCGAUACACCUACCGCACUACCAAGGUUGACGUUGAUGCCAAUGGCAAGUAUGUCGCUACUCCAAACGAGACUCUCUAUGACUUCAAGGUCGACCGUAAGAUCCCCAAGGUCGGUAUGAUGUUGGUUGGCCUCGGAGGCAACAACGGCACUACCGUCACUGCUGGCAUCCUCGCCAACCGCCGCCAGCUCGCCUGGGAUACCAAGGAGGGUCCUCGCGAGUCUAACUACUACGGCUCUGUUGUCAUGGGCUCUACCCUCAAGCUCGGUCAUGAUGCCAAGACUCAUCAGGAGAUCAACAUUCCCUUCCAUAACAUCCUCCCCAUGGUUCACCCCAACGACCUUGUCAUUGGCGGCUGGGACAUCAGCAAGAUGAAUCUGGCGCAGGCCAUGGAUCGCGCUCAGGUCCUCGAGCCUACCCUCAAGGCCCAGGUCAAGAAGGAGAUGGCUGAGAUGGUUCCCCUUCCCUCCAUCUACUACCCAGACUUCAUUGCCGCCAACCAGGAGGACCGUGCUGAUAACGUUCUCGAGGGCUCCAAGGCUUGCUGGGCUCAUGUUGAGAAGAUCCGCCAGGACAUCCGUGACUUCAAGGCCAAGAACGGCCUUGACAAGGUCAUCAUCAUGUGGACUGCCAACACCGAGCGAUAUGCCGACCUGAUUGAGGGCGUCAACGACACCGCUGACAACCUUCUCAAGGCCAUUGAGCAGGGUCAUGAAGAGGUCUCUCCCUCCACUGUCUUUGCCGUUGCCUGUAUUCUUGAGAAAGCCCCUUUCAUCAACGGCUCCCCACAGAACACCUUUGUCCCCGGCGCCAUUGAGCUUGCUGAGAAGCACAAUGCCUUCAUUGGUGGUGAUGACUUCAAGUCUGGCCAGACCAAGAUGAAGUCUGCCCUGGUUGAUUUCCUCAUCAAUGCUGGUAUCAAGUUGACUUCCAUUGCAAGCUACAACCAUCUCGGCAACAACGACGGCAAGAACUUGAGCUCCCAGAAGCAGUUCCGCUCCAAGGAAAUUUCCAAGUCCAACGUCGUUGAUGACAUGGUUGAGGCUAAUCACGUUCUGUAUAAGAAGGGCGAGCACCCUGACCACUGUGUCGUCAUCAAGUAUAUGCCCGCUGUUGCCGACAACAAGCGUGCUCUUGACGAAUACUAUGCCGAGAUUUUCAUGGGCGGUCACCAGACCAUUUCGCUCUUCAACAUUUGCGAGGACUCCCUUCUUGCCUCUCCUUUGAUCAUUGACUUGGUCAUCAUUGCUGAGAUGAUGUCUCGAAUCCAGUGGAAGGCUGUAUCCUCCGAUGGUACUGCUACUACCGAAUACAAGAGCUUCCACAGUGUCCUGAGCGUCCUUAGCUACAUGCUGAAGGCUCCCCUCACCCCUCCUGGCACUCCCGUUGUCAAUGCACUAGCUAAGCAGCGUGCUGCUCUUACCAACAUUUUCCGUGCCUGCGUUGGCCUCGAGCCGGAGUCCGACAUGACUCUUGAGCACAAGCUCUUCUAGGCGCUACGCCUAUGCUUAAUGUUCUUGACAUAGAUUGAUUUGAAUGAGGAAGAUUUAUAGGACAGUCUUUACCGGAUGCUCUUAUUGCUAUUUGAAAACCGAAAAAUCAUAUAAAGAAGGAGGAGAGAUCAAUUAGCCCCAUAGACAACCAAAUUCAAUUGUGCCAUUCUCCUCAUGAUAUACGGAAUCACCAUGUAUAUGACACCGCGCAAUAUAUUGUAUGCGUGCUUGGCCCUCGCUAUGUAUACAUACCUGAGGCAGGCAUUUGGACCUUAGCUAUCUGAGGAUUUGGAUGAUCUGGGAGGCCAGGGAGAUCAGUCUAGAAAGGUACCUUAAGCGACAAGGAUGUAUCAUCAUUGCAAGGGUGUUAAUUGAAUUUUAACGUGGCUGGUAGACUUUACGCGGGA